This is a messenger RNA of Onychomys torridus (southern grasshopper mouse), 1609 nucleotides long. RefSeq names its product pleckstrin homology like domain family A member 3 (gene Phlda3). Gene Ontology annotation, biological process: positive regulation of apoptotic process; negative regulation of phosphatidylinositol 3-kinase/protein kinase B signal transduction; intrinsic apoptotic signaling pathway in response to DNA damage by p53 class mediator. The coding region runs from base 521 to 898 and encodes 125 amino acids. NCBI's taxonomy places the organism in Eukaryota, Metazoa, Chordata, Mammalia, Rodentia, Cricetidae. The transcript is spliced from 2 exons. Gene Ontology annotation, cellular component: plasma membrane. Gene Ontology annotation, molecular function: phosphatidylinositol phosphate binding. The record is from RefSeq and is a predicted model, not a curated record.
AAGGGCCACAGCCUGGCUGUUGAGUAAGCAGCCCCCUCCCGGGGCCGCGCUGGCGGUGGGUGUUCGAGCCCCGCUCUGGCCCCGCCCCCCGGGGCCCUGUCCGGGCGGGUGCGCGGCGCAGAGGGGAGGGCCAGCGGGGCAGGAAUGCACGGCGGGCGGGCGGGCGGGCGGCGCAGGAGGCGAGCGGCGGAACAUGUAAGGGCACAUCCCGCCAGCAGCCUCCCAGCGCGCAGACCGAGCCCAGGGGAGCGGGCGUGCGGGCGGAGAGGCGCAGGGCACCCGGCAGAGGCUCGGGGCGGUCGGGCCGGAGCGCAGGGUCCCGAGCGGGCGGCGAGCGAGCAGCAUCCUCAUCGCGUCUCCCCGGCUCCGCUGUCUGCAAGGCGCCCCCCGGGCCGCGGGCUCGGCUGGACAGGGAGCAAGGCCAGCCAGGCAGGCCAGGGCACGAGAAGCCGGCGCUGAAAAGCCGGUGACCGCCGCGCCCGCCGCAGCCACCAGCGCUGCGGGAACCUCGGGGGCGCCCAUGACGGCGGCGGCGACCGUGCUCAAGGAGGGCGUGCUGGAGAAGCGCAGCGGCGGGCUGCUGCAGCUGUGGAAGCGGAAACGCUGCGUGCUCACCGAGCGCGGGCUGCAGCUCUUCGAGGCCAAGGGCACCGGCGGCCGGCCCAAGGAGCUCAGCUUCGCCCGCAUCAAAGCCGUGGAGUGCGUGGAGAGCACCGGGCGCCACAUCUACUUCACGCUAGUGACCGAGGGCGGGGGUGAGAUCGACUUCCGCUGCCCCCUCGAAGACCCCGGCUGGAACGCUCAGAUCACCCUGGGCCUGGUCAAGUUCAAGAAUCAACAGGCCAUCCAGACUGUGCGGGCCCGGCAGAGUCUUGGGACUGGGACCCUCGUGUCCUAAACCACGAGGUAUAUCGUUUUAUCGACAUGGUCCCCCGCCCCACCUCCGUGCCCAGAGGACAUGUCAGCUUCUCUGCCUGACCACAUGUGAUGUGGCAGAAGCUAUCAGCAUGUGGAAGAAGCAUAUCAUCACGGGAGGAGCCAACCAGCCAGGGGCGGAGAGCCGAUGAGGGGCUGAGGAUGAAGAUUCAGUUCCUGGACACUGAGACUGUUACACCCGGCUCAGGCCUUGCAGCCGCAGGCCUGGCCUCAUGUAUCAUGAUGGAGCAUGUGAGGCUUACCUGGCAUUGAGGCCCCUCCCACUGAUCCUGCCCCUGGUUCUGGGUUCUGCAGACUGCUGUUUGGCCCCUGGCCUUGAGAUAUGCCCAAAGGAGGGCAGUUCCUCAUGGGAUGCUAAGCCAGGACCUUGGAACUCAGGAGGCCAGCCUGGGAUACAGAAGAUGGCCACCCUACCUUAGGACGACUGCUGGACUUAGCUUGCAGAUGGGGAUAUGCUGGGCAUGAGGCCUGUGCCUGGGGGUCUCUUGCUGCUUAGGUCCUUUUGGGACCCCCCACCCACCUCUCUCUUUGCACACUUCUCUCACCUCUGUUGCCCUCUCCUCACUGUGGUACUGGGCCUGGAGGUGGUUGGGGUGGGGUAAGGGUUUGGCCAUUACCAUUUCAUGCCUAUUCCAGAAUGAAGAUGCCCAGUCUGUGGGCAGUAACCACACCG